This is a messenger RNA of Ochotona princeps (American pika), 2897 nucleotides long. RefSeq names its product ubiquitin associated and SH3 domain containing B (gene UBASH3B). The coding region runs from base 33 to 1949 and encodes 638 amino acids. Gene Ontology annotation, biological process: negative regulation of protein kinase activity; negative regulation of bone resorption; regulation of release of sequestered calcium ion into cytosol. Lineage: Eukaryota; Metazoa; Chordata; Mammalia; Lagomorpha; Ochotonidae. The transcript has 14 exons. Gene Ontology annotation, cellular component: cytoplasm. Gene Ontology annotation, molecular function: protein binding; protein tyrosine phosphatase activity. The record is from RefSeq and is a predicted model, not a curated record.
UAACUGGGCACCGCCACCCCAGCCCGCUCGGCAUGGCUGCGAGAGAGGAGCUGUACAGCAAAGUCACCCCCCGGAGGAACCGCCAGCAGCGCCCCGGCACCAUCAAGCACGGAUCGGCGCUGGAAGUGCUGCUCUCCAUGGGGUUCCCCAGAGCGCGCGCACAAAAAGCCUUGGCAUCCACAGGAGGAAGAAGUGUUCAGGCAGCAUGUGACUGGUUAUUCUCCCACGUCGGUGACCCCUUCCUGGAUGAUCCCUUGCCCCGGGAGUAUGUCCUCUACCUCCGCCCCACUGGCCCCUUAGCGCAGAAGCUGUCAGACUUUUGGCAACAGUCAAAGCAGAUCUGCGGGAAGAACAAGGCACACAACAUCUUCCCCCACAUCACCCUCUGCCAGUUCUUCAUGUGUGAGGACAGCAAGGUGGAUGCCCUGGGGGAGGCCCUGCAGACCACUGUCAGCCGCUGGAAGUGUAAGUUCUCAGCCCCACUGCCCCUGGAGCUCUACACCUCCUCCAAUUUCAUUGGUCUCUUUGUGAAGGAAGACAGCGCCGAGGUCCUCAAGAAAUUUGCUGCUGACUUUGCUGCCGAGGCUGCGUCCAAAACCGAAGUGCAUGUGGAACCUCACAAGAAGCAGCUGCAUGUGACCCUGGCCUACCACUUCCAAGCUAGCCACCUCCCCACCCUGGAGAAGCUGGCCCAGAACAUUGAUGUCAAACUUGGAUGCGACUGGGUAGCAACCAUAUUCUCUCGGGAUAUCCGAUUUGCUAACCAUGAGACAUUGCAGGUCAUCUACCCCUACUCCCCGCAGAAUGACGACGAGCUGGAGCUGGUCCCAGGGGACUUUAUCUUCAUGUCACCAAUGGAGCAGACCAGCACCAGCGAGGGCUGGCUCUACGGCACUUCCUUAACCACCGGCUGUUCUGGACUCCUGCCUGAGAACUACAUUACCAAGGCCGAUGAAUGCAGCACCUGGAUAUUUCAUGGUUCAUACUCCAUCUUAAAUACAACAUCAUCCAGCUCUCUCACCUUUGGGGAUGGAGUAUCGGAGAGGCGGCAGUAUGAGGACCAGGGACUGGGAGAGACGACAGCCCUCACUAUCAUCUGCCAGCCCAUGCAGCCUCUCCGAGUCAACAGCCAGCCCAGCCCCCAGAAGCGAUGCCUUUUUGUGUGUAGGCAUGGAGAAAGGAUGGAUGUUGUGUUUGGGAAGUACUGGCUGUCACAAUGCUUUGAUGCCAAAGGCCGCUACAUACGCACCAACUUGAACAUGCCCCAUAGCUUACCUCAGCGGAGUGGUGGCUUCCGAGAUUACGAGAAAGAUGCUCCAAUCACUGUGUUUGGUUGUAUGCAAGCAAGACUAGUGGGGGAAGCAUUACUGGAGAGUAACACCAUCAUCGACCACGUCUAUUGCUCCCCAUCUCUGCGCUGUGUUCAGACGGCACACAAUAUCUUAAAAGGUUUGCAACAAGAAAAUCACCUGAAGAUCCGUGUGGAGCCAGGCUUAUUUGAGUGGACAAAAUGGGUUGCUGGGAACUCCUUGCCUGCCUGGAUAGCACCAUCGGAGUUAGCGGCGGCCAAUCUGAGUGUUGAUACAACCUACAGACCUCACAUUCCAGUCAGCAAGUUAGUGGUUUCGGAAUCCUAUGACACUUACAUCAGUAGAAGUUUCCAAGUAACAAAAGAAAUAAUAAGUGAAUGUAAAAGUAAAGGAAAUAAUAUUCUGAUUGUGGCCCACGCAUCUUCCCUUGAAGCAUGCACCUGCCAGCUUCAAGGCCUGUCACCUCAGAACUCCAAGGACUUUGUGCAAAUGGUCCGUAAGAUCCCAUACCUGGGCUUUUGCUCCUGUGAAGAGUUAGGAGAAACUGGAAUAUGGCAGCUGACGGACCCACCCAUCCUUCCUCUGACCCAUGGACCAACGGGGGGUUUCAACUGGAGAGAGACAUUGCUGCAAGAAUAAACUAGCUGCGUGCAUAAGAAGAGGAGGACUUUUGAAGUGUCUUCUAGCGUGUAACGGUGGAAAUUCCAUACCACAUUCUAAGUGAACAGCUCAGAGUGAUUUAGCUUAUUUCUUUUCAUUCUUCCAGUUCCUAGGAUGAGACUGUGCAAUUGAGAGAAAGACUUGAUUUGGGGCGGGGUGGGGAAUAAAUCAAGCUCUCUGGAUCCUUGUUUAGCUCACAAGGCUCUGGACAACUGUCUUCCUGAACUGGGGCAGCCGCUGGAGCGGGAGGUGCCUUGUUGCUUCUGUCUCUGUACAGCGUAAGAGCCUCACUGCCCCCCAAAGGAGCUGCCAUCCCACUCUGGAGGAAGCCCCAGGGAGGGGAGGGGGGCAUCCAAAUCCAGCUGGGGGAACCUGAGCUGCACUUUGUGGAGGGCACUUUCUUUUGAACUCUAGCUUCCAGUUCGGCAAAGUCAAGCUGAGGAGUCUUCCUAAGGUUAUUAGGAAACAUGCCAUGCACAGAGAUGUCCAUGGGUUACAAAUUAGUCUUAUCCUCAGGAGACUCCGUAUAGCUGCUUUGCUGGCUCAAGACACCUGCUUGAUGAGUCUGAUAGCUACCCUGAUGCCACCACAUUUUCUUCAGAGUAAUUGGCACUUCUUGCUACAGUCCUCCCCCUUUUGCUUCUUUGAAAUGGACAAAGCAUUUUUAUCCCUCCAAGGUACUUUGGACAAUCAGGAGGAAUAUCAGAUAAAGGUGUGAAACAGUCCAUGGUAGGUGCAGAGAACUUGCGAAGCAUAAAGAGAUUUGGAAUUAACCUGUGUUGUAGCUAAUCAGGUACAGCAUCUCUGAGAUCUGAGGUUUGCUUUUCUGUGCCCCUAGAUGUAUACUAUGUUACCAAACUAAGAAUGCCAACAUUUGGAAAGGAUGUGUGUUGGAAGCGUGAUUUGGGUCAGCAAGAAGCUGCUUCU